GCUGACUUCACUCAGGCUGCCGCCGCCGCCGCCGUUGCUGCUGCUGCUGCCACGGCAACCGCCACUGCUACAGCAACCGUCGCCGCCAUCCAGGAGAAACAAAACCAGGAGAUGAACUAUGGACAGAUGGGUGGUCCAGCCUACAAUAACCAGUUCAUGGCCCACUCCGGCCCCCGCGGCCCUCCUGGCAUGGCUCCUGGAGGUAUGGGCCCAGGUCCAGGCCCCGCCAGAGGUCCCCCUUCAAUGGGCCCCAUGUACGGACCAGGAGGGGGCCCGCAGAGGGUCCCCCAGCACCCAAACUAUGGCCCUGGACCACAGCAGGGACACCUGAGGCCCCCGCAGGGCCUCAAACGACCAUACAGCUCAGAGUCCUUCCCGGGAAUGUCCCAGCAGUACGGCGUUCCCGUCGGUUCCAGUGUGAAUGUCAUGCCGGGUCCCGGAGGUGGCGGUGGAUCCAUGCCUGGUUCAGCUGGAGGCGGUCACGGCGGCCCCUACUCGGGCCCCAACAUGCAGUACCACCCAGGUCCCGCUGGUCCAGGUCCCGCCCCGCCACGGUCUGGCUCCUCCCCCUCCUAUCAGAGCCAUAAAAUGCCCCUCCCACCUCAGUACCCUCCCUCUGGGCCCCCCAGUUCGCAGUACUACAAGCAGGACCAGUUUAACGGGCAGAGCGGCUUAAACACUCUGACAGCAGGGGGCGCCGCAGGAGUGUAUAACUCCUUCAACCAGCCAUCAGGGGUAAGGAGAGCGCACACACGUGUGUGUCUGUUCGUUGUGAGUGUUUGGCUGAUUUGGCUCCUCCCUCGUCUAACACGUGUGUGUGUUUGCAGUAAGACGGCUCUGUUGGAGGGUCUGGAGGUGGACCAGUACAUGCUGGGAAUCCUGAUCUACGUGCAGAACUCGGAGUACGAGGAGAUCACCAUCGACCCGGUGUGCAGCUGGAAGCCCGUCCCCGUGAAGCCCGACCUCCACGUGAAGGAGGAGCCCGACGGCCCCGUGCUGAAGCGUUGCCGGACGCUCAGCCCCAGUCACAUGGUCAUGCCCAACGUCAUGGAGAUGAUCGCCUCGCUCGGCCCAACCCCUUCCUCCUCCUCGUCCUCCUCCACCUCGGCGGUUCCCCCCUCCUCUUCCUCCUCGUCCCCGAUGCCCUACCCCUCCCUGCCCGGGGGCGGCGGCGGCGGCAACAGCAGCACGACGCCCGAGUACCCCGGACCCGGAUCAGCUCCGUCCUUCCCCACGCUGUCGGCUCCCUUCUCCGACUUCAGCGGUCCGGGGACGCCCAGCAUCGGCGGCGACUUCUCCUCGCCCGGCCCCCCGCCCCUGUCCUACCAGUCGGAGCUCUCCAGCGCCCUCCUCACCCCUGACAAACCCCCCCCUCACCCGCUGGCUGGACAGAUGCCGGGCUCAGGCCGUAUGGACUCAACUUCCCAUGGUGCUCCUCUCCAGCAGCACCAGCAGCAGUUGCAGGGUCUCCAUGGCAACUCGCAAAUGGGGGGUGGCAACCAGAUGAUGCAGCGUAGCAGCCAGAAUCCCCGUCUCCAAGGUGACGGCUCCUUUGGACUCGGGGGCUCGGCGGAUGUUCCGGAAACUUCUCUUGACUUGCUUCCUGAGUUGACCAACCCAGACGAGUUGCUGUCCUACCUCGGCCCUCCGGACCUGCCGAGCAACAACAACGACGACCUGCUGUCGCUGUUUGAGAACAACUGAAGCGCUCGCACGGCUCCGGGGUCGGCCACGCCGAGAUGUCACGGCAACAUCCGAACUUUAUUUUUUAUCCUCGGCGCCAACAUGGCACCGUCUGCACAGGAAGGGGCGGACCGUGAGGAGGAAGGAAAACAAAAUGGCGACUUUUGAAUCUAAAAAAUCUCUUUGAUGUGUGAUUAUGAUCUCCAUGGUAACUUUAUUUUAUUGUUUUUAAUUGUGUUUCGAUGCUUCAUCCUUCAUUCCUUGUCAGUUCAAAGAGGCGCCACAGCGCUGCUUUCACGUACCUGCCCCGCCCACAGCGAUGUCACCCAGUCGUUCUUCGUGUAACAGCACAACACUGACAUCUGAUUGGCUGUCGGUGUUUUGGCUCAGCCCGUGAUUCAGGUGAUUCCAGUGCGGCGGCGUGCAGUACACAAAGGUGCGGCUGGCGUCGUUUGCGGUUCCAGUUGGUGGGUGUGGGUGUGAAAGCCGUGAAGGCAGCACUGUGGCGCGUCACAGCUGGGAGUUUCGGUGCAAAGAUGGCUGCAGACGAGCUGUAAGCGGCGUCUUUUCCCACGGACACGCUUUCCCUUCUCACUGGAGAUGCUGAGGGGUCCACGCCCGGCCCCGGCGUGCGACACGGACCUCCCAAUGACCAAUCAGAGAGAGGCGACACGGGCGGCUGUAGCUGCUCAGCCUCCUCCCCUCAUGUUAUGAGGGUUUUUUGUAAGCGGGCUGGUUGACCUUUGACCUGGCCGCGGUCUGCACAUGUAGCUUACUCACAUCUGGGCUGAAGCUGCAGUGACAAACGCUGGUUCAUCUUCAUCAUCCUGUGUUGUUGUAUAGUGACUUAGAGUCCAACAGUUGUGGUGUCUCCAUGGAAACCUGUACACGAUGAUUCAGUAACGAUGCUCAUAACAUAAAGUUUGUAAUUUAAUAAACAGACACUGGAAAGACA
Molecule: messenger RNA, 2638 nt
Organism: Neolamprologus brichardi
Lineage: Eukaryota; Metazoa; Chordata; Actinopteri; Cichliformes; Cichlidae
Source: RefSeq, a predicted model, not a curated record